GUGUCCCGGAUGGAGCAGAGAGUCUCUCCAGCAGCAGCAGCAGUAGCUCCGCGGCUCCGGAUUCAGCGCGAGUCUCUCCGUCCUCUCCGCCUCCCAGCAGCUCCGGCCGAUUCUUCCAGCCGCUCCGCAGCGCAGCAGCAGAGCUCAGCAUGUCUGUGGCGGGGCUGAAGAAGCAGUUUCACAAAGCCACGCAGAAAGUAAGUGAGAAAGUAGGAGGAGCGGAAGGCACCAAACUUGACGAUGACUUCAAAGAAAUGGAAAAGAAAGUGGACACCACAAGCAGAGCAGUGCUGGACAUCAUGGCCAGAACUACAGAGUAUCUACAACCAAACCCAGCAUCCAGGGCGAAGCUGACUAUGAUAAACACGAUGUCUAAGAUCCGUGGUCAGGAGAAAGGGCCGGGAUACCCACAGGCCGAGAGCGUGCUCGGAGAAGCCAUGCAGAAAUUCGGCCGGGAGCUUGGAGAGGAAUCUAGCUUUGGGCUGGCUCUCAUAGAUGCGAGCGAGGCGAUGAGGGAGCUGGGGGAGGUGAAGGAUGCGUUAGAUAUGGAGGUCAAACAGAACUUCAUUGACCCACUUCAGAAUCUGCACGACAAAGAUAUCAAAGAAAUCCAGCACCACCUGAAAAAGAUGGAGGGUCGGCGUCUGGAUUUUGACUAUAAGAAGAAACGUCAGGGCAAAGUGACAGAUGACGAGAUCAAGCAGGCGUUGGAGAAGUUUGACGAGUCCAAAGAAAUUGCAGAGCAGAGCAUGUUCAACCUGCUGGAGAGUGAUAUAGAGCAGGUGAGUCAGCUAGCGGCGUUGGUGAAAGCUCAGCUGGAGUAUCACAGGCAGGCCACUGAUGUUCUCCAGCAGCUCUCAAGCAAGAUGGAGGAGAGGAUAAAGGAGGCCUCCAAUAAGCCAAGGAAAGAAUACAUUCCCAAACCACGCAUGGAGCUACAGUUACCCAGCGAGAACCUUAACGGAGGAAUACACACUGCUAAAUCACCUGCGCGAUCUCCAGCUCCUCUUGAUCAGCCGUCCUGUCGUGCUCUGUAUGACUUUGAGCCAGAGAACGAGGGUGAGCUGGGCUUUAAGGAGGGUGACAUCAUCACCCUGACCAAUCAGAUCGACGACAACUGGUACGAGGGGAUGAUCCACGGCCAGUCGGGUUUCUUCCCCAUCAACUACGUGGACAUCCUAGUGCCUCUGCCCCACUAGGCCCAUUUCCCUGCGUCCCGCCCUCCCCUGCUGUUGCCUAGCGACCUGGUUCGCCUUCGCUGUGCAUCUGUGCUACUCUUUCACUACCGUUUCUGUUGAUCUGUAACUGCGGAGACCGGGCCGGGAGGAGGAGGAAGAAGAUUACGACGAAGAUGAAGACGAUGACAGUGGACGUAGCGUCACACUCUGGAGUGUCUGUGUGCCUGUGCAGUGUUGCGUUUAGAGCAGCUCAGGUGGUCAGUGUGUGUGUCUGCAGUUUCUGGAACUCUGGGUUUUGCUGUAAUGCAGAAGUUGUUGCUCCUGUGCUUCUGUCUACAUGUCGGCCUGAUUACUGGUCUGAUUUCUGGUUUUGUGUUUGAAGAGGGGUUCUCUUGGAAAGCUGCAUUCAGCUCCAAGACUGCCGGUCAGAUUUCCCAGUUAAUAGCUUUGACUGCAGUGUGGAAACUGGUCUGUGGAGGGUGUUUCCUCUCAGUUCAUGGCUUUGGCUGAUCGUCUUCCUGCUUUAUUUUAUUAUGUAAGACUGGACCUGGAUGUGCACACACUGUGAACUUGUCUCGUGAUGUUUUUGUUUGCGUCCUGCAUGUGUCGCUGUGGCAGUUUGUAAAUGGGACCAUUUGGGACUGUUGUUAUGGUGUUUCUGGCUGUUUUUAGCAAUCUACAUCAUGGUAGAAGGGGCUGAUGGUCUUAAAGACUGCUUUUAAACAACUUGCAGCUCAAAUCUUGUUGAUCCGUUACAUCUCAGUAAUUGCUUAUAAUUUUGUUGCUAGAUAACACUUAUGCAGUGUAUAUACAGUACUGUAGACAAUCUGAAUUAAAUGGUCCUUAUUUGGGCAGUAAGUGUAUAUUUGUUUAGUAAAACACAUAUAUUAGAUGAAAUAUACGAAAAAAAAUCAUACAAGUAGUAGUAGGUUAAUGUCUCCCUAAUGGGUUGUUUACAGAACUGCCUGGUGAACUGCCUUGGUGGAAAAUUUCAGGGUGGCAUGAAGAUUUCAGCCCUCAUUAGGUGAGCCACUGCUAGUCCUGAAUGGCAAACAGCCAUUAAAACGCUACAAAGGCUUGUGAGGACAAUUCUACUGAAAGCAAAGGGAGAGUUUAGCAUCUACAUUUAGCUUGUUUUAAUGCAGAUCCUAAUCAUAAUAACAUAUGCCAUAAUUUUUUUUUCAACAUCUGUUAAUUAUUUUAGAGUAACUGAGAGAAAUGUUUUUAAACACUCUGCACCGUAUUGUAUUACCCAUUAAGGACUAGAGGCCGACCGAUCGAUCG
Astyanax mexicanus (Mexican tetra) is the source of this 2462-nucleotide messenger RNA. It is a transcript of the gene sh3gl2b, whose product is annotated as SH3 domain containing GRB2 like 2b, endophilin A1. Gene Ontology annotation, biological process: synaptic vesicle uncoating. The record is from RefSeq and is a predicted model, not a curated record. Gene Ontology annotation, cellular component: cytoplasm; presynapse; glutamatergic synapse. The transcript is spliced from 9 exons. Bases 150 to 1199 code for a protein of 349 amino acids. NCBI's taxonomy places the organism in Eukaryota, Metazoa, Chordata, Actinopteri, Characiformes, Acestrorhamphidae. Gene Ontology annotation, molecular function: protein binding.